GGAUAGAUGGUGCGAAGUUUGAGGCACUUCUUAACUAACUUUAACAACGGUCACUAAACAUUUUUUCCUCCUCUUUUCUUUCCCACUUUCCUUCAUUUGCUCUCUGUCCAAACAUGCACUCUGCAACCUCAAAAACGCCACCUUUCUUCAUGACAAUCCCCUCAAAACUCACCAACCCUAAACCUAGACACAUUCAAUUCAAACCCACAAAACAAAAUCACAGAAAAUCCUCAUUCAAGCCUCUAAAAUACAUCCAAAACUCCAACUCCAAUCUCGAAUCAUUGUCUUCUUCAUUGAUUCCAACUUCCCAAAACCCUAAUUCCCUCCUCUUCUGCCCCUCAUUGACAGUCAAAAAGCUUCAAUCUCUGGCAUCAGAGUUCAAAGCUCUGCCUGAGCCGAUCGAUCGCGUGAAGCGGCUCUUAAUCUACGCUUCUCAUAUUCCUCCAUUUGACGAGUCAGAUCGAUUGGAAUCGAAUCGGGUCAUGGGUUGUACGACCCAGGUGUGGUUGGAAGUGAAGAUGGAUUCGAAGGGGCUAAUGAGAUUCAGAGCCGACAGCGAUUCGGAGAUCACGAAGGGGUUCUGUUCGUGCUUGAUUUGGGUGCUGGACACGGCGGCGCCGGAGGAGGUGGUGGCGGUGAAGGCGGAGGAUUUGGAGGAUUUGAAUGUUGGGUUGUCGGGUCGGACCCAUUCUAGGGUGAAUACUUGGCAUAAUGUGUUGAUGAGUAUGCAGAAGAGGACUAGAGAUUUGGUUGAGGAGAGAGAAAGAGAGAGGUGUCUGGAACCUUUUUCAAUCUUUGGUUGAAAAUGGAAGUUAUGCCUCAGCACAGGAAAGACUUUGCAGUCCUGGAGUAGCACAGUUUUCUUGACUGGAAUCAUAUCGUAUCGGAAGAUACCUACCUCAUGGAUGAUCUUGGGUUCCACCAUCCCUUGUGAAAGGGCUUACAAGUUGCUUUCAGAGUUUUAUGGUUGGUUGAGUUUUGUAAUAGCAAAAAAAACCAACCUGAAAUCUUGUAAAAUGUCGACAGAAUAUAGGAGAAGAAUAUGGUUGAAGAUACUUCCCACAAGUAAAGCUCUGAAAAUCUUCCUAUUGGUAUUUCAUAGUGAAUCAACAUUUUUAUUAUGUGUUCGAAAAA
Camellia sinensis is the source of this 1134-nucleotide messenger RNA. RefSeq names its product sufE-like protein 2, chloroplastic. The record is from RefSeq and is a predicted model, not a curated record. Lineage: Eukaryota; Viridiplantae; Streptophyta; Magnoliopsida; Ericales; Theaceae.